AGAAGUUGUCAAAAUGGAAACUGAAGAAAGUGGACCCACAGCACCUCCAGCAGAAGAAGUAGACAGGUAUGGGUCAGAUCUGAAUCAGCUGAAGUAUGACCUGGAGGGGUGGAGGGAGAUUCUAUUGCCAAUCAACAAGUUCCUUGAGUGGGAUAAACCGUACCAUCCAGCAGCUCUUGCUGGUAGUGUCACUCUCAUAUUUGCAAUGAUCUGGUACCUAGAGCCGAGUGUGCUGACAACAUUCUCAUUAUUUGGAUUAGUGGUUACCCUUGUUGACUUCUUGGUACCAACUAUCAUGUCUGCCCUCUUCAGCCAGACAUCCUGGACAAUUGUACAAGAAAGGAAAUAUGAAGAGAUCUGCAUGCGUCUCUUGAAUGCAAGGAACCAUCUCCUCAAUUUUAGGACUACUCUAAUCACACUUAAACAUGACAAGCCUAAAGUGUACCUGAUCGUUCUCAUCGGGAUGCUAGCUUUCCUUGCCUGGGUAGGCAACCUGGUUGACAAUCUCUUCUUAUCAUAUCUCAUAGUUCUGUUUAUCGUGAUGGUACCUGGACUACGCAGACAUGGGAUCAUACAGAGUGCACUGUCUUCUGUGAAAUUUGUCAUCAAACGUUUGAUAGCUGGGAAAGACCCGAAACCAAAACGUCAAUAGAUACAACUUCUUAUGUGCAAAACUGUGCUUGCCAUAACAUUUUCUGUAAAUGUGCAAUUUCAUUGAAGAAUGUCGAAUAUCUGUUCACUAGUAUCUCUUUUUUGGUUUUAGAAUUAGUGCUUCCAGUUUGAUUUGAGAAAAAUGAUGUGCCUUUUGGUUGGAUAUUAACACAGCUAGUGUACUCUAAAACAUAGCUAGUAGUCCUAGACGUCAUUUACUGAAAAAAUCAAGGAUUAUCUCAAUUUGAGACAUUUUUCCUGACUGAACAGAAAUAUUUUUGCCAUUUUGUGAUUCAGUGCUGCAAAAGAAAUAUUGUGAUAGUAUCCGGACCUUUUGUAAGCUGUAGAUUUGUAAUGAUCUGUGUAUGGCCAGUAGAAUUUGUAAGAUGACUCCGUUAGGAAUAUUGUGGGAACAUGUAUGGUAUUUCACGUGGUAUUUAGAAACAUAAAUAAUUACAAUAAGAUCUCACCUUGAUGUAAGUGUACAGGGCAGAAUUAAAUGUCCUUUAAAAGAUACAUUUCAUAGUUGAUACAAGGUCAAGGAUUAAAAUUGUACAGUUUAUUGACACAUUUCGGACAUUUAGUCCAAAAUCUGUCUAUGUACUUUGUCUAAUUUUAAUCUCUGCUGAAGAUUUUAUGAAGACAAUUGUAUAAAUAUUGUUACAAAAUAAUUAUUCUGAAGAUCAGCAUAUCUGACUAUGUACUAUGUAUAUAUUGGUUUAUAUACCCUUGAUAUUCAUAGUGUUGUGAACAUGCAAUAUCCUUAUGUAACCUUAGUUAUUCCUUAUGUUUGUAAGAAAAGCAAAUACAUGUAGUUUCUAAUCAUAAUGUAAACAAUCCAUAAUUGACUUUGAAAUUUUCUCUCUUUUGAAAUGUCAUGUACUUUGUGUUAUGUAUAUCACUCUACUAUAUCUAACCCCUA
Molecule: messenger RNA, 1573 nt
Organism: Owenia fusiformis
Lineage: Eukaryota; Metazoa; Annelida; Polychaeta; Sabellida; Oweniidae
Source: the annotation of a GenBank genome assembly